Gadus macrocephalus (Pacific cod) is the source of this 3763-nucleotide messenger RNA. RefSeq names its product plasminogen activator, tissue (gene plat). The transcript is spliced from 15 exons. Gene Ontology annotation, molecular function: serine-type endopeptidase activity. Bases 177 to 2012 code for a protein of 611 amino acids. Gene Ontology annotation, biological process: smooth muscle cell migration; plasminogen activation. Lineage: Eukaryota; Metazoa; Chordata; Actinopteri; Gadiformes; Gadidae. The record is from RefSeq and is a predicted model, not a curated record.
UUUCCGGCCAGCCCACUAUCACCAGCCUCCUCCCUUCUCAGCAGAACCGCCUGCAGAUAAAACAAGAGGAGCUCAGCAAAUGCUCAGUACGAGCAAGACAUCCCAACUACACGCUGUCACUUCGGGAUACUCACAAGUAUCCUCAUUCCAGAUCGCUAUUUGAUAAAACGCACGCUAUGUCAAGAAGUCUGGAACUGUUCAUAUUGCUGGCUGCUCUCUGCUGCGCCCUAGCGGACAAUGUUGGGCACCUGCGUUCCAAGAGAGGAACCCGUUUUUAUAGAGGUGAGCCCAAGAAGACGCCCCCUAAAUGGACCCUUUUGGUUAUACGUGUCGACAAGCCUUCACCCUCUGCUGUUCACUCCACCCUGCUGUGUAAGGAUAGCAAGGACUCAGCGGUGCGUAACUUUGGCGACACUUGGAUGCGAUGGCGCCAACGGGGUGCAGAGUACUGCCGCUGUGCACUGAAAGGAGAAGAGCGAUGUCACUAUGUGCCUGUUGUCACUUGCCAGGAGUCUCGCUGCUACAACGGAGGCAUCUGUAAGGAGGCUCUGUACUCCUCAGACUUCCUGUGCCAGUGUCCUCCCGGCUUCUCCGGAACACAGUGUGAGAUCAACACCGAUGAGAAGUGUGUGUUGGGCCAGGGCGGAGCGUACCGUGGGACAUGGAGCUUAAGCCAUAAAGGCAGUACCUGUAUCAACUGGAACUCCACCACUCUGAGGGGAAGGCAGUACACCGCCAUGAGGAGGGACGCCAGCAUCCUGGGCCUCGGCAACCACAACUUCUGCCGGAACCCGGAUAAGGACUCGACUCCCUGGUGCUUUGUCUACAAGGGGUCUCAGGUGGCCUGGGAAUACUGCAGCAUAUCCAAGUGUCCAGAAAAUAAGGAAGAGGAGUGUGUGCAGGGUGCGGGCCAAUCGUACCGGGGCUCCGCAGUCUCCAGCCGGAGUGGGGCCCAAUGUCUGCCCUGGGACUCACCGUACAUCAAACGCAGGUCCUUCACCGCCUGGAGGCCAGACGCUCUGGAGCUGGGCCUGGGCAGCCACAGCUACUGCAGGAACCCGGACAAGGAUGCGGGCCCCUGGUGUCACAUCGUCAAGAACAACCAGCUGACCUGGGAGCUCUGUGACGUCCCUAAGUGCUCAAAACCUUCAACUUUUAUCACGACCCUUGUCCCCAGAGCUCCUACCAGCGACAGCAACCAAAACGGAGCGACGUGCGGCCAGCGUCAGGACAACUCUCUGAACAGCGUCUCGUUCCGUAUCUUCGGUGGCAGAGAGAGUGACAUCACAGACCAGCCCUGGCAGGUGGCCAUCAACGUCUACCGCCGCCGCCACAAGAAGCACUUGCACCUGUGUGGGGGCAUCCUCAUCGACUCAUGCUGGGUGCUGUCUGCAGCCCACUGCUUUGAGGAGGGCUUUAAGCCGUCUCAGCUGCAGGCCGUCCUGGGGAGAACGUUCCGGAAGCAGAACUCGACUAGUGAGCAGAUUUUCGAGAUUGAAAAGUUUUGGGUACACCAAGAUUUUGACAAAGAAACCUAUGACAAUGACAUCGCUCUGUUGAAGCUCAAGACUGACAUCGGAAUCUGUGCCAUCCACUCUCCAGAGGUGCUGCCUGCCUGUCUUCCAGAACCAGGCCUGGUUCUGCCUGACUGGACCGAGUGCGAGAUUUCUGGCUACGGGAAAGAGACAGAGUUCGAUUAUGAGUAUUCAGAGCGUGUGAAGCGAGGUUUUGUCCGGCUGUGGCCCCGGGACCGCUGCGUCCCUGCAUUGCUCUCUGGACGCACCGUCACAGACAACAUGCUGUGUGCUGGGGACACCCGUGGCCGGGAUGACGCCUGCAAGGGAGACUCGGGAGGCCCACUGGUGUGUCCGAGCGGGGGCCGGAUGACCCUGAUGGGGGUGAUCAGCUGGGGCGACGGCUGUGGGAAUAAGGACAAGCCUGGGGUGUACACCCGGGUCAUCCACUACCUGGACUGGAUCCGCAGCAGGAUGGCAGAGGAGCCCAGUGUCUGAGAGACAUGUCCUAAGAGAGCCAGACAAAAUGUUAAAAAGAAGAACAAUGAGGUACUGUGUUUGACAAACAAACUCACAGAUAAGAGAAUUUGUACUUUUUUUGUUUUUUUAAGUGACAAACUUGUCAGAUAUGACAUUUCUGAUCUGUGCUUUGCUGCAUUGAGGGACCUUUCUCAAGUGUGUGUACACACAUGUAUCCAGGGUCCUACACCAGCCCCUUGUUACUCCUGAGCCAUGGCCACUCAUCGCGGUCUAGGGUCCUAUCUAGGAAGACAAAGCAGCCCAACAAAGACCUCAGUUGUCUGUGUGGUGUGAUAUGCUCCACAAGGCCACUCUGUGUGGUGGUUUCUGCUGCUGUGUUGGUGGUAAUAUAGUGGUCAGCCAGCUACAGUUUAUAUUAUGGACAAAACAAAAGUUCUCCUCAUACCAGUGUCUACUUCACAUUGAUGUGCCAGCCACAUCAGAGACUAUGGACUACUAGAGCAGAGUUUCUUAAACUAUAGACUCAGAACCCAAAAAUGGGAUGCGAUUUAGUUGACAAGGAAAAACAAGUCAGAGCACACUGGAAUUGGUGAUCCUUUUGUUAGACGAAGGGAGUUUUCUGAGGACAGACUGAAAUUGUCUUUUGUGUCUCAAGAUGAAAAGGUUUAAGACCCCCAUGGACUAGACCUAUUUACUUCACUUAGAGUCAGAAGUCAGUCUCUGAGAGCUUUGCUCAAGGGUUUGUUUUUUAAUUAACAUUUUUUCAUCAUUUUGUUGAGGUCUUUGCUUCAAUAACUCCGGAGGCACAGCCAACCUGAUAGAGGCAUUCAACGUCGUACCUAUUUUUAAGGGCUUUUUUUGCCCAGGAUUCAUUGGUCAUCUCUUAUUGGUUAAUAUGUUGCUAGUUAUUGCUCUAGCUUGUUAACCGUUUCCAGUGUCCCCUUGUUGUUGUUAAGUCUAUUGCGGUAAUCUUACGACGCUCUGCUGGCUCAGAAGCUUUAACCGAUAUUUCUUCCCCUGUCCCUUCUUAUUGCCUAGGCCUAAAAAAAAAAGUUUGGUUCCUGUUGGUUGUCAGUUGAGGUCAUGGGUAGGUAGGGAAUUUAUUUUAUUUUUUUAUUUUAUUUUUUCCAGCGGCAGCGAAUGAUAGGUAGGUUGUUUUCAUUUAAAAACGAGAAAAUUCGCUCAUCCUUGUACAGAAUGAAGAGGUGCUGUACCAAACCGUGAUUAUAGUUUGCAUAAAAAAAAAAUUUUUUUUAAAGCUCAUAAAAUAAUUUGGGUCGCACAGAAAUUGACAGGGUCGGUCGGAAACCGGAACCAAACAAAAAAAUUUUUUAGGCCCUAUGGGGCCAAAUCUUUCUGUUAUAUUUUUAUAAGCAGUGCUUUUUAUAUGUUUUAUAGCAGUAGACUGCACACAGGGUUUUUAUCCACAAGAAGAAGAUAGUUUCGAGAGUCCAUAAGGUUUAGUCGCCUAACCUUGAAGCAGUACCAAAAACAUUUGAGUUGAGCUUGAGUUUGUAACAUGUACAUACGUUUGUGUUUUUAUUUUGUUUUAAAGGAAGGGAUGAUCUGACUGUGUUUUUAACAUCAAGUUGCUACUUAGAUAGAUUCAAGAAAGAUUGUGUCUUAGUAUUUUAAGUUAAUAUUUAUGUGUAUUUUAUGUUGUCUUGUUUAAACUUGAAUGUUUAGUAACUAUUUAUGUCGAGUUCUGUUGCAGUCACAUUUAAAAAACCCUAUCUCAUUUACAAUAAACAAUCUCUGUUACAAAUGUA